AGACUACGAUUUUUUAACUAUCGACCGUGCUAGUAAGUCGCUAUUACUCUUGAUUCACCAUUUAUCACAUCAUAUACAACAAUUAUGGGUUCUUGUAAUGGCUUGGUUUGCAUUUUUCGAGCUGGCUAUUACGAGGAUAUCAUUGUUUGGAACCCUUGUACUGGAAUCUCUCGAGAGGUUCCUAAUCCGUCUUGUCCAUUGGGUUCUUGCUAUCGUUCAUAUGGUUUUGGUUAUGAUUCUUUGUCUAAAGAUUUUAAGAUUAUUUUAGCUGUAGAAGAACAUCCUGAUGAUUCUCAAAGUUGUUUUUAUUAUGUCGAGGUUUUCUCACUCAAACGCAAUUCAUGGAAAAGAAUUCGUUAUGCAGUUAAUCCUCGCGAUAGCAUUGUUGGGGAACCGAGUUACUCAAUGAGAGGAACUCAUAUCAAUGGUGUUUUGUAUUGGAAUAUAAAUGAUGUAUUGCAUGCUUUUGAUUUAGAGUUGGAAACUUUUUCUAUUAUGCCACUACCAAAAACAAGUGACGGCUAUAUAGGUGCUUUGGAUAACUGCCUUAGUUUCACCGAUUCUGCUUUCACUGAUUCUACUGACAUUUGGACUUUGAAACGUUGUGGUGGUGUAAAUUCUUGGGUGAAGUUUAUUUCUUUGACUACCAAGGAUGAUAUACGACCUUUGUACAUGACAAAGGCUGGUAUUGUAGUUAAGGAUGAUAUACGACCUUUGUACACGGAAGAUCUUUCUAGUCAAAGAAUUAUAGCUAAGAGAUUUGUGGAAGAUCAAUUUGAAGAUAUAGUUGCGAUCGCGGUCCCUAGUGGAAGAAUUAGCAGAGUGUUUGAAAUUGGCGAGGGCAGGAGUAUGUGUGAUGCAAUUGCAUACGUGGAAGAUCUUGUUUCUCCAACUGCUUUGAUUUCAGAGAUUGAAGGUGUAAAUACCGAAACAAGGGCCGUUCAAUAUGAUGGAAACAAUGAGGCAGGAUGCCAAUCUCAGAAAAAUAGUUAAGAAAGCUAACUUCAAGAAUCAAAGAGUUCAAUUAGGUGCGUAAGUUGUAUAUAUACUUCUUAAUGAUAGAUUUACUGAAUGUUGUCGGUUCCUAAAAUUUUUGUUGAAUUGAAAAAUUCAUUGGCAAUUUUGUGUUGUACAUGGAGAAUGAUCCUCACAUCAGUAUGAUUUGGAUUAUAAGUUCUGUUAAUAUGGAGAACGAUCCUGGCAUCGAUAUGAUUUGGAAUUAUAUCACUCAAAAAUUAGUAGUUUUCCCA
Molecule: messenger RNA, 1250 nt
Organism: Mercurialis annua (annual mercury)
Lineage: Eukaryota; Viridiplantae; Streptophyta; Magnoliopsida; Malpighiales; Euphorbiaceae
Product: F-box/kelch-repeat protein At3g06240-like
Exons: 2
Coding region: 85-993 (302 amino acids)
Source: RefSeq, a predicted model, not a curated record